Candidula unifasciata is the source of this 513-nucleotide messenger RNA. Lineage: Eukaryota; Metazoa; Mollusca; Gastropoda; Stylommatophora; Geomitridae. The record is from the annotation of a GenBank genome assembly.
AUGUACAGAGCUUUGUAUGGUGACGAAGCAGACGAGAUGGCAUCCAGGUUCUCAGCUAAACAAAACGACUCUGGCGUAAUCCCGUUUCUGGACUCACGCUCUAUUAAACCACUGUCCAGUGCCAACUUCUCCCAGAUUUUAGGCAAAAAGGAUUCUGUAGCCCUAGUGAUGUUCUAUGAUCCGGAGUGCAUCUAUUGUCAGUCGGCCAAGCCACACUUCCUAAAGGCAGCCAAAACUGCGGAGGCCAAAAACCGAGUCUUUGCUACUGUGGAUUGUUCACAGGAAGAACAACUGUGUGCACUGGAGCAUGUAAAAGAUUACCCAACCUUCAAACUGUUUGUUGGGGGCAAAUUUCUGGCCAGGUAUAACCAGACACCAAAUUUUACCACCAUGCGCAACUUUGUAGAGAAUGCCCCGCUGACCAAUAACGUGGACGAUUUCCGCUACAGAAACGAGCAAAAAACUGACGUGAAGUUUGUCCAAGGCGGUCAGAAGCAAAAACAAGAAUUGUAA